Anopheles aquasalis is the source of this 1909-nucleotide messenger RNA. Its product is annotated as NADH-cytochrome b5 reductase 2. The record is from RefSeq and is a predicted model, not a curated record. Lineage: Eukaryota; Metazoa; Arthropoda; Insecta; Diptera; Culicidae. Gene Ontology annotation, cellular component: mitochondrion. Gene Ontology annotation, molecular function: oxidoreductase activity; FAD binding.
AUGGGAACGAUCUUAACCCGCGUGUGGAAUUGCCAGGGAAGGGAAGCGCGAGGGACUGUUGUGUUGUCGCUACCCAUACCACAGAUGUUCGAAACCUUCACGGGCAACCCCUCGGUACCGUUGGUCCGUCCCGUCAGUUGCACCGCAGCCGGCGAACCACGCGCUCCGACAGCUACCGUUACCCUGUUAGUGUGUUCCGUUCGGUUGCCCAUUCCGGUGGACCUACUGUGGCUAUUGUUUCGUACGGCCCGUGCGGUGUUUCCGCUUUCCAGGCAUCGAUCGAGACACGCGUGAAAGAUGUUGAAUUUAGACGUUGUUCCGAUUGCGAUCGGUGUGGUGGUGGUGGUGGUCGGUGCCGCCAUUGCCAACUAUUUGCUGAACGGUGGCAAAAAGGACAAAUCGUCACGCACGGCCCGUAGCGCCAAUAGCUCGAAGGAACCGAAAACCCUGCUCGAUCCACAGGAAAAGUAUAUGCUACCAUUGAUCGAGAAGGAGGAGAUCUCACACGAUACGCGCCGUUUUCGGUUUGGUUUGCCGAGCGAGAAGCACAUACUGGGACUGCCGGUCGGUCAGCACAUUCACCUGUCGGCCACCAUCAACGAUGAGCUGGUGAUCCGGGCCUACACGCCCGUCUCGUGCGACGAUGACCACGGGUACGUCGAUCUGGUCGUGAAGGUGUACAAGAAGAACGUACAUCCAAAGUUCCCCGAUGGUGGCAAGAUGUCGCAGCACCUGGAAUCGCUGAAGCUCGGCGAUCGCAUUGCAUUCCGUGGACCGUCCGGUCGGCUGCAGUACCUGGGUAAUGGGCGGUUCUCGAUCAAGAAGCUACGCAAGGAUCCGGCCCAAAUCUACGAGGCGGAGCAAGUGAGCCUGAUUGCCGGAGGAACCGGAAUCACUCCGAUGCUGCAGUUGGUUCGCGAAGUGCUGAAACAUUCCGAUACGGACAAAACGAAGCUAUCGCUCAUUUUUGCCAAUCAGACGGAGGACGAUAUUUUGCUGAAACCCGAGUUGGAUGAGCUGGCGGCACGGCAUCCGGAGCAGUUUAAGCUGUGGUACACGCUGGAUCGACCAAAACCGGAGUGGACCCAGGGCAAGGGUUUCGUCUCGGAUGAAAUGAUCAAGGCGCAGCUCUUCCCACCGAGCCCAUCCGCGCUGGUCUUGAUGUGUGGUCCACCACCGAUGGUCAACUAUGCCUGCAUUCCCGCACUAGAAAAGCUUGGCUAUCCCAUCGAGCGCACCUUUGCCUACUGAAGACAACCACCAGGAAAAGACUAAGCCAGGGGGAGGUUCAUUAGACAUCCAAACAAAACCAGUCCAUGUAUCGCGCACAAUCCAUUAUCGCCGGUUUCAAUGCAGACUCUACAAGUCCCACCACCCGUGACACCCGAAUGCGUUUAUGUGACGCGCCUUGUAUCGAUUAAAGAGAAGAAAAAGGAAACUUUCGCUUCAACGAAGCUUCUGGCAGCGGUGGUGGUGAUGGUGGCAUUAUUUGGAAAGAUGGAGCCAAAUUAGCGAUCCCAAAUCGGCCUUUCUCGUUUAGAGGCGCCCGCGGUGCGGUAGGCUUCAGUGACCUAUGAAUUCUAAAUUGCUCUGCCCUUUUUGCCAAGCUUUACAAGAUAUCAUUGCCGUGACAUACCGUGCGUCCAAACUGUGGUUGUAGCGGUCUAUUAGUAGUAGCUUGAGCUGUAGCUGUUCUCGAUACAAUGAAACCGAGUGUUAUCACCUUUUCCUUCAACUGCCCAGAAUAUGUAGAGCGGCUCAGUUACUGCAUGUGAAACAUAAUAACGAGAUUGAACUAUUAGCGUCCUCGAGACGAAAAGCUGAAUGUUGUGGUUUAAAAGUGUAUCAAGAUUUAGAAUAUUAGUGGCAAAAUAAAAGUAAAAGCGAAGCGCGCUGUAGACACUGUGGA